Messenger RNA from Sodiomyces alkalinus F11, 5959 nucleotides. Its product is annotated as phenolpthiocerol synthesis polyketide synthase ppsA. Lineage: Eukaryota; Fungi; Ascomycota; Sordariomycetes; Glomerellales; Plectosphaerellaceae. Gene Ontology annotation, molecular function: fatty acid synthase activity; phosphopantetheine binding. The record is from RefSeq and is a predicted model, not a curated record. The transcript is spliced from 10 exons. Bases 22 to 5781 code for a protein of 1919 amino acids. Gene Ontology annotation, biological process: secondary metabolite biosynthetic process; fatty acid biosynthetic process.
AUCCGCCAGGUGCUGGAUCUUAUGGUAUAUUAUCAUAAGCAUGGCGGAACUGGAAUCACCGUGGAAUCGUCUGGCGUUUGCACCGGUGUGCUCCCCGCCAUUUUGGCCUCGGCUUUCUCUUCUUACUUGUCGGCCGAAUUCAUCAAGACUGCGGUAGAAAUCUUUCGGGUUGCUUUUUGGAUUGGCCUGCGCAACUCUCUAUGGUGCCUUUCCGCUCUGGGUUCACAAUGGAGAGAGCAAUCCAGCGUUCUGGGCGUUUUCAACACCUCCCGUGCCAAAGUUGACGAGCAGUUAACAUCGUACAAGUCGACACAAGAACUGCCUGAUGACAAACUAAGGGUAUCGGCCGUUUUCGACGAAGAUACUCUGUCGAUUACUGGACUUGGCGAGAGCCUGGUUGCUUUCAAGUCUGUCCUCCAGGCGUCCUCAGAUGCACCAACUUGCCGCUGGGCACAUGUCCAUGGAUUUUACCAUGGCGGCGACGCAAUGUCUGUGCUUGUCAAAGAAGUACUGAGUGAUGUUCAGCGACAUGACAUCAAAUUCCCUGACUGGACGUCGCUCCAUGCACCCGUGCGAUCGGUGGCCACGAGCCGUCAUUUCGAGCCCACUGACGACAACUCCUCCCUCCUUGAGCUGGCCUGUCAGACGAUCUUUACCCAUUCAGUCGACUGGAAGCAGACGCUGAAUGGCAUCAUUGAGUCAUGCUCCGAGAAACUCACCAACGAUCCGGAGGCGGAUAUGCGGCUCAUUGGACUAGGGCCUUCUUCAAGGUCGCUUAUGCAGGUGUCAAAGAUGAACGCCGGUCAUCCUGGGCUCAGGGUCUUCAGACAACUUGCCGACAUCUCCAAAGACGCUGACGACGAUGCAAUUGCCAUUGUGGGGUUAUCCGUGAACUUUCCCGCUGGAAAGGGGGUCGACCAGUUCUGGGAAACGAUCCGAGAGGGCCGGACAACCGUAACAGAGAUUCCGGACUCUCGUUUCAACCUCUCAACCUACUAUGACACUGGGGCCGGACGUUCUCCAAAGCCAAGGAAGAUGGGCUCGAAGCACGGAAACUUCCUCGAUGACCCUUUCCGAUUCGAUGCAGAGUACUUCAAUAUUUCUCCUCGCGAGGCCAAGUCGAUGGACCCCCAGCAGCGCCUGCUCUUGCACGCAGCUGUCGAAGCCCUGGACGAUGCUGGUUAUUCUCCAGGUGCCACGGCGACUUUCAACAGGGAUACCUUCGGUGUCUACGUCGGUGUUGCAACGGGGGAUUACGUUGACAACCUCAGAGAUGAGAUUGACGUAUACUACAGCCCUGGCACACUCCGAGCAUUCCUGAGCGGUCGAAUCUCCUACGCACUUGGAUUCGAAGGACCUUCCAUGAUGUACUUGGGGCUCUCCCGCGCCCAUUUCCUCAGCCCAACCGGGCAAUGCAAACCUUUCGACAAGUCUGCGGAUGGAUACUGCCGUGCGGAGGGUUGUGGCCUCGUUGUCCUGAAGAAGCUCUCCGACGCAAGGAAGGAAGGGGACCACAUCUACGGCGUCAUCCGCGGCAUCGGCGUCAACCAGUGCGGCAACGCCAAGUCUAUCACGCACCCUGACCACACAACUCAAGCUUCGCUGUUCACCAAAGUGCUCAAUAACAGCGGACUUAGUCCUCACAGCAUCGAUGUCGUCGAAGCCCACGGCACUGGAACGCAGGCAGGCGACUUUGCCGAAGUGUCCAGUCUUUCGUCCGUUUUCAAGGGUCGGCCCGAGAGCACGCCACUUCACCUCUGCUCAGUCAAGGGGAAUAUCGGACACGCUGAGGCAGCGUCGGGUGUCGCGGGUCUGUCCAAGCUCCUUCUCAUGAUGGAGCACGGGACUAUCCCUCCGAUGGGAUCCUUCAAAAGCCUCAAUCCAAGGCUUUCUUCCGUGAUGAAUGAGUAUAACAUGGUCGUCUCCGAUCGUGCGCAGAAGUGGGGAGGCUCCAGCAUCCGUCCUCGGCGUGCUCUGUUGAACAACUUUGGCGCCGCCGGCUCGAACGCCGCCUUGAUUCUGGAGGAACCCCCUGUCCGACGACAGUCGGACGCCGCAACAUCAUCGCACCCACGCAUGGACUUCACGGGCACGAGUCGAUCUAAGACGAAGCCUAGCAAGACCGUUAUGAUCUUCUCAGGCCAGGGAGCAGCACAUGCUGGCAUGGGCGCUGAGCUCCUCCGCACUUCUCCAGUAUUUCAAGCUGCGGUCGAGAGUUGCGACGCGAUCCUUGCCCGCCAUGGGCUGCCUGUUGUCUCUACCUUCUUGGCCUCCACGGGAAGUGAUGCCGGAACCGAGUUGGACAAGGAUAUUGACAUCGUCACACAGUGUGCAGUCUUUGUCCUUGAGUAUUCCCUGUCUCGACUUUGGGCAAGCUUGGGAGCAACCCCUGACCUCGUGCUUGGCCACAGCAUUGGCGAAUACGCAGCUCUCGUGACAGCGAAUGCGCUGAGCCUUGAGGACGCACUCCUCUUUGUCGCGAAGAGGGCACAGCUGAUGCGCACUCAUUGCGAAGCAAAGGCCUCUGGCAUGCUGGCAUGCCGUAUGUCGGUGACUGACGCAUCGAAGAUCCUAGAGCAGGAGAAAGAGUUGAGCCUUGCGUGCCACAACAGCCCCGAAGACUGCGUUCUUGCCGGCCCAGUUUCGCGACUCCAAGAGGUUGCUGCCGAAUGCAAGGCAAAGAACGUCAAGUGCAAGCUCCUGGAUGUCACAUAUGGAUUCCACUCAUCGGCAAUGGACCCCAUUUUGCCCGGACUUGAAGAAGUCAGCUCGAAAAUGACGAUUCACCCCCUGACAGCUCAACUCGGUUCAAGCGUGUUUGGGAAGGUUCUAAACAAAGGCACGCUGCUUGCUCAAGACUACUUCGUCAAACAAACUCGACAGCCAGUCCAAUUCGUGGAUCUCCUUGCCGCAAUCAGGUCCGCCAAUUCUGAGACGACUUUGCAGGUCCUCGAACUCGGGCCGUCUCCGUCCACCGCCCCGAUGUUGAAGUCUGCCUUUAAGGACAUCGACUACACAUUUUCGGCAUCCCUUCGGACGACGGAAGCUGCUUGGAUGACCAUGACAGCUGCGCUCCAGAAUCUCUACACCGGUGGUCUUGACCUCAAGUGGAAUGAGCUGUACAAGGGAGAGGCACCCAAGUUCCUCAAGGGCUUCCCCAGCUAUCCCCUGGCCGGCAAUGACUACGUCGUUCCCUACCGAGAGCCCGAGUCGAAGCAUCAAGACAUCGACAACCAGAAAGCAGACCAGUGUCAGACCGCAUUCGACUUCUUGGCUUCUUCCAAGAUGUCUAUUUCGGACGACGGCUCAAGGUCGUUCGAAGUCGAGGUCGAGAAAUUCUCCGGACUCAUCAAGGCACACGCAGUCGGGGGCGUCCCCCUUUGCCCAGCAUCGGUGUACAUCGAGCUGGCUCUCGAGGGACUCUCCGUGCAGAAGCCAGCCGCUGCGUCGCAAGACAACUGGUAUCUCAUGGAAAGCAUGGCCUUCGAACAUCCACUGGUUUACAGCGAAGGGAACCCCGGACGUGUGCAGGUGAAGAUCCAACAUGGAACCGACUCGGGGCCGCUGUCCAAGUUCUCCGUUCUUACGGCAGAAAACGGUCGCAUGAAUUGCUCGGGAUCGGUCUCCAACCCUACCCUCGAGUCGGUAGCUGACCUUCUUACCCUUAAGACGGCAUUUGUGAAGAGGCAGAAAUCGACCGCUUUCCACCCGGCGGCUUACGGGACCCACGAGACCUUCACGUCCAGGACCGUCUACGACGUCAUCUUCCCUCGCGUGGUUACCUAUUCGGCACCUUUCCGGACGCUGAAGUUUUUGACGGUCAGCUCUCUGGGUCUUGAAGGCCACGGAGUCUUCCAGCUCUCUCAGGCUCAUCCCGGACGGUUCGCAUGCCCCCCGACGUUCGUUGAUACGAUGCUCCAUGCGGCAGGCUUCAUCGCCAACGCAAACGCCGACCUGGACACUGCCUGCAUUUGCGUCGGCCUGGACCGCAUCUUGCUGCCCGAUGCGUCUGCGGCUUCCCUGAGCGGCGACAUGGGAAUUUACUGCAGUCUUCUGGAACUCGAAGACAGCGUACUGGCGGAUGCUUUCGUCCUCGAUAAUACGAAUCGUGUCAUUGCCUUUGCCGAAGGCAUGCGAUUCAAGAAGGUCCGCCUCAACUCUUUCAAGAUGGUCUUGUCUCGGGCAGCCGGCGGCGGCGGUCAGGCAGUGAAGGCGAACAUGAAGCCAGUGGUGACGGUGGAGACCCCGAGUCGAAGGCAGUCCGAAUUCUCGCCAGCGCCCAAGAAGGCAGUUCGACCCGCAGUUACUCACGUCUCCGAGGCGGUCCACGAAAUGCUGCAGGCAAUCUGUGGCAUCUCGGGCGAUCUCGCCCCCAGCACCACACUGGCAGCGCUUGGUGUCGACAGUCUUCUGUUCAUUGAACUCAAGCACACCAUCACCUCUCGGUUCCCCAACCUGACCGUCCCGGAGAAUGAGCUCGACAUGUGCGAGACGGUGGAAGACCUCGUCCAGUUCCUGGCCCGAGGCACCGGCCAAGACAUUCACAAUGCCUCUUCCGACUCGGAAGGACCGGGCCUGACUACGAGGACCACUCCCGCCUUCUCACCCGAAAGCUGUCCCGGAACACCCGUCGAAACUGAGCCCGUGGAUGGCGUAGGUCUUGACGUUUCUUCCAAGAUCAAGGGCGUUUUCGCCGACCUCUGUGGCCGACCCAUUACGGACAACGACAGAGACGCAAGUCUUGCUUCUCUGGGAGUCGAUUCCCUGCUGACCAUCGAGUUGAUCCACGAGCUCCGGCAUCAUUUCGGUUUGGACCUCGAGUCGCUUUCUCUCAGCACAUCCGACUUGACUAUUAGCAAUAUCGAGAGUCUCUGUAUUGCUAAAGUCGCACCUUCCAGCAACGCCAAAAAGUCAAAGCAACAGGGAGGCGUCGUCACUAUAGUCGGGGAGGAUGAUGACGACAAUCUCGCCCAGAGAGACGACUCGAUCCUUCAGCGGCUGAUUCCACCAACAUUCCCGCACGAACUGCAGAAGGGUACGCAUGGGGAUGCCAGGUCGCCUUUGUACAUGUUCCACGACGGGAGCGGCUUGACCACGAUGUACUCCCGAAUCGAUAACCUGGAACGGUCAGUCAAUGGCAUCUUCAGUCUCGAUCUUGAUGCAACGAACCCUAAAGUCCAGAGCUUGGAGGAUCUGGCUUCACUCUACAUCGAUCGUGCUGGUCUCGCCAGUGCCCGAGAAGUCAUUCUUUGCGGCUGGUCGUUCGGCGGAGUCGUCGCCUUUGAGGUUUCCAGGCAGCUGAGAAGACGCGGGAAUUCUGCAGCGGGUAUCAUUCUGGUAGACUCGCCUUUCCCGCUCGGGCAUCAAGCUCUUCCGGCCGAGGUCAUCUCCCAUGUCGUCGGUGGUUCGUAUCAGGGGCAAGGGCGGGUCCAGUCUGCGGCUGCAAAUCACGCUCGUUCUUGCAUCGAGGCGCAGUUCAGACGACACGCCCGGUUCCUUGAGAAGUAUGAACCGCGCCCGGAGACUGAGGACGUCCCCUGCGUUGCCAUCCUGUGCAAGCAGACCAUGGAUACUCAGGCGCUCUGCGGAGUCCCAUAUCCCUGGCUCGCGGAUUCGGAAUCAAGGGAACAGUCCUUGAAGGACUGGGAAGGGCUGCUCGGACGGAAUAUUUCCGUCCUGAGAGUGAACAGCAACCACUUCAACUUGUUUGAUGCGGCCAACAUUAUGGAAACCUCAUCCGCUAUCAAACGGGCCUGCGACAUGUUGGACGGGCAGGCCUAAGUAAAAGUCCAUGAGUCCACAGCACCCUGACUUGACAUGCGGAAUAGAGGAUGGUGUGUGCUUGGAUGUUGUCUUUAGAGGUAUUCAGAUUGUAUAAAGAGCCACAUAGUAUGUAGAUUGUUAUUCCAGCUCUCUUCUAUCGGGGGAACCGAGACGAAGAGACUGGGUUUAGGAGGCC